This is a messenger RNA of Humulus lupulus (European hop), 2106 nucleotides long. RefSeq lists its product as uncharacterized. Bases 76 to 1860 code for a protein of 594 amino acids. NCBI's taxonomy places the organism in Eukaryota, Viridiplantae, Streptophyta, Magnoliopsida, Rosales, Cannabaceae. Gene Ontology annotation, molecular function: ubiquitin binding. The record is from RefSeq and is a predicted model, not a curated record. The transcript has 10 exons.
UCUCCUCUCUCAGUUCUCUCUCCUCUCCUCUCCUCUCCUCUCAAUUCUGAAAGAUUGAUAGCUCUGACUCUGAGUAUGGGUUUCAAGUCGGUUUUCCGCUGCUUGCAAGAGGUUUUUCCUCAGAUUGAUGUGCGCAUUCUGAAGGCUGUUGCUAUUGAACAUUCAAAAGAUGCUGAUGCAGCUGUUAAUGACAUUCUGACUGAUGUUCUUCCUCACUUGGGUAGUGGAAAUUCAACUUUUCCCGUGAUCAUUUCUCCCAAUGCUGGGAGUUUUAGAGGUGCUGAGUCUUCUACGGAAUCAGGAUCCAGUUCAUUUGAACAUGUUGAAGAUAAUGCUGGUGCAAAUGGUACACAUGCUGAUAUCACUCUUGGGGUUGAGAUAGAAGAUUCAGGGAUAUCUUCAAAACUAAUAUCUCCUAGUCAUGAAGAUGGGGAAUAUAUUGAUUUUACAAAUGGUGCUCUGCAUGCUGAUGGCAUACAUCUGAAUGAGUCAAUGAAUGGAUCUAACUCUUCAAGUUCAGAUAUUAAAAAUGAUGGUGAUAACAAAAUAGAUUUGUACACUAAUGAAAUCCAUAAGGAAAUUGCGUUGGAGUUAGAUCAGGCUGAUCGUGUCCUGUCAAAGGCUGCAAAGCUAAUAAGAGCUGAUGAUGAGCAAGAGUGCACGGAUACUGGAUUUGAAACUUUUUUUUCACCCAACUUAUUAAUGUCCAUAGUAAGUUCUGACCAAAGCCAAUUUGGUGUGUCAACUGAGGGGCUUAAUGAUAGUUUGAAAAACCCAUCCUUUGAGGUGGAAAAGCGAGAAUAUUUUAUGGCUAAUGUUCAUGAUGAAGAUCAAGCAAGGAGUUUUUCAAGUCUUACUUCCCAGAAAGACUGUUCUGUUGCUAGUAAAACAGGCAGCAUUCAGGAUGACAUCUCUGAAAACAGCUCAGUUUUACAAUCUAAUGAAAUUUCCAGAAUUGAUAUUCUUGAUGAGAUUAUUGAAGAUGCCAAGAACAAUAAGAAAACCUUGUUUUCUGCGAUGGAGUCAGUCAUUAACAUGAUGAAAGAAGUGGAAAUUCAGGAGAGCAAUGCAGAGCGUGCAAAAGAGGAAGCUGCUCUUGGAGGGUUGGAUAUUCUGAUCAAGGUUGAGGAACUGAAACAAAUGCUGGAACAUGCAAAGGAAGCAAAUAGCAUGCAAGCUGGAGAAGUGUAUGGAGAGAAGGCAAUUUUAGCAACAGAAGUGAGAGAGCUUCAAUCUAGACUUCUCUGUUUGUCAGAUGAAAAGGACAAAUCACUAGCAACUCUUGAUGAGAUGCGGAAAACCCUGGAAGUACGGCUAGCUGUGGCGGAAGAUCUAAAGAAAGCAGCUGAGCAGGAAAAGCUAGAAAAGGAAGAAUCUGCUAGGAUUUCACUUGCUGAACAAGAAGAGAUUAUGGAGAAUGUGGUUCAGGAGGCAAAGCUAAUAGCACAGGCGGCUGACGAGAAUUCCAAGUUAAGAGAGUUUUUGAUGAACCGUGGUCGCAUUUUGGAUACUUUACAAGGGGAAAUCUCUGUUAUAUGUCAGGAUGUUAGUUUGCUGAAGGAAAAGUUUGACAAACGCCUUCCUCUAAGCAUGUCCGUUUCGUCUAGCCAGACGAGUUGCAAAUUAGCUUCAUCGGGGUCGUCCAUGAAAAGCUUGGCAUCUGCAUUGAUUCACGAGGAAGACAAGUCUUCUAAGAAGCCAGAUGACUCAAGUCCAGGUUCCUCAAUCAUUGAUGUGCCACCGAUAAGCAGAGCCGAAGAGAACAACAUGAAGAAGCAAGAUCAGAAUGAACUUUCAGAAGACGGGUGGGAUAUCAUAAAAGACGCAGACACCGAGACAUGGAUGGUGAAAAUGGCAUAGAGAUCCACGAUUUUCUAUUUUUAUUUCACUUGCCUAGUAUCCUACACUCAUAAGCAGACGCUUUGAAUGGAGUCUGCACUCGUAUGUAAUUACUAUAUCUAGAUAUUAUUAGUUGUACAUAUUUGAAAGUUGAAACAAUAAGGGGGCAGGUGAGUGUUAAAGAUUUUAAAGUCCGAGAGUACUAAAUCAGUUUAUGUUAAUAUUUAUUUGAUUAUGCGUAAUGAUAAAUAGUCCUGUUUUUGUUUC